AUGACCAGCUCACAUACAACACCCACGCACCCUCCACCCCACUUCCCCACCCUCUUUUACCAACGGCGCCCAUUGCCCAUCUGCAUGCGGCACCCACGCACUCUUCAACCACCAUUUCCCAUCGUUUAUACGGCACCCACACAUUCUUCCACUCCCUUUCCCACCCUUUUCACCAACGGCGCCCAGCGCCUCUCGUUCCGCGCCUCACAAACUUCCCAAUUCCACCCAUUUCACAACAACCGCCCACCCGCAGACCCUACGCACCCAUGUAACGCACGCACGCACCCUUCCACUCCCCUUCCCACCCUUUUCACCAACGGCGCCCACUGCCUGUCGUUUUCGCGCCCAAUAAACUGCUCAAACCCAUCCAUUUCGCAAACAGCGCCCACAGCGCCCUUCGCCUUUCCGUCCAAACGUCCACCAGUGGACUCACCACAUCCGCACACCCCACCUUGUACCCUCCCACUCCCCUUUCCUACCCUUUUCACCAACGGCACCCAGCGCCUCUUGUUCUGCGCCUCACAAACUUCCCAAUUCCACCCAUUUCACAACAACCGCCCACCCGCAGACCCUACGCACCCAUGUAACGCACGCACGCACCCUUCCACUCCCCUUUCCCACCCUUUUCACCAACGGCGCCCACUGCCUGUCGUUUUCCACCCAGUAAACUGCUCAAACCCAUCCAUUUCGCAAACAGCGCCCACAGCGCCCUUCGCCUUUCCGUCCAAACAUCCACCAGCGGACUCACCACAUCCGUGUACCCCGCCUUGUACCCUUCCACUCCCCUUUCUCGCCCUUCUCACCAACGGCGCCCAGUGUCCGUCAUUUCACGCCCAACAUCGUUUCGCGCCCAACCACACUCAUCCCCCACCAUUUCACAAACGGCGCCCAACGCCCAUCCCUGCAGACUCAACACAUCCGCUUCCACUCCCGUCUCAUAUCGUUUCGCGCCCCCACCUUAGACUCAACGCAUCCACUUCCACUUCCCUCCUGUAUCGUUUCGUGCCCCACCUUACGUACACACGCCCUUUUAGUAGGAGAGUUAUAUACAUCUGGUAG
Molecule: messenger RNA, 1059 nt
Organism: Laccaria bicolor S238N-H82
Lineage: Eukaryota; Fungi; Basidiomycota; Agaricomycetes; Agaricales; Hydnangiaceae
Exons: 1
Coding region: 1-1059 (352 amino acids)
Source: RefSeq, a predicted model, not a curated record